AUAGCGAGCUAGCUCAUCUCCGCGCGUCUGCGAGAAAACGCGCGCAGUUUUGUCGCGCCGUUUACGUCCUCCUUUCUCCAUUCCACCUCUCCCUUCCUCUCUCCCCGGAACAACAGCGGAAAGGCUCUCUCUCUCUCCCUCCCAGCAGAGCGUGUCGCGAAGAUCCUGCGGUUGGAAACACGGGCUCGAGGCAGUCAUUGAGAGAAGAGGAGCCAGAGCUCCCGAUGGAGGCUGAGGACUACACCGCGUGGAGUACCAGGAGAAACAACCCCUGUUGGGGAGAGUGUGGAUUUCGGAGCGGUGGGGGAGGAUCGAAUCUUCGUUGCGGCUCUAAGAUCUACCCAGACCCUGAUGCAGAAGUAGCUAUUAUGGGAUCCAUGGUGUACUGCAUUCAUUACAAAGAAGGCUGCAAAUGGUCUGAUGAACUGAGGAAAUUACAGGGGCACCUCAACAUGUGUAAAUUUGAUGCCAUUCCUUGUACCAAUCAUUGCGGGGCUAUGAUUCCCAGGCUGCUAAUGGAAGAUCAUUUGCUCUACACCUGCCCAAAACGAAGAACACGCUGUGAAUACUGUGCCAGAGAUUUUACAGGUGAAACUUUAGAGAGCCAUGUGGGUAGUUGUCAGCUGGAGCCCAUCUACUGCGAAAAUAAGUGUGGGUCGAAAAUCCAGCGGCGGCAUCAGAGUAAUCACCGACUGCACGAAUGCACAAAGAGGUUGGUUCCCUGCAGAUAUUGUCAGAAAGAAUUCGUCUACGAUACUCUACAGAUUCACACUUCUAAAUGUCCUCGUCUUCCCGUAACUUGUCCAAACAGAUGUGACGUACUAAAAAUUGCCAAAGAGGAUUUGGAGUCUCAUCUCAAUGAGCAUUGUCCUGCCCUUACACUUUCCUGUGCCUUCAAGGACAUGGGCUGCAAAUUUAAGGGCAGCCGAUCAGCUAUGGACCAACACUUGGAUGAUGCUAGCAAAGCUCAUUUGGUACUUGUAUGUGGUGUUGUGUCCAGGCAACAGCACCAAAUUACCAGUCUCCGAGCAGCAUUACAAGGUCUCACUCUGAAUACAUCUGGUACACUUUUAUGGAGAAUCAGUGACUAUACAAGACGUUUGAGCGAGGCCCGAGAAGGCUAUGAACUCUGCAGUACUCCUUUCUACACCAGCCAGCAUGGCUACAAGCUUAUGGCUACCUUGUUCCUAAAUGGAAAUGGUGCUGGUGAAGGUACACAUUUAUCCAUUUACAUUAAGCUAUUACCAGGAGAAUAUGAUGCUCUCUUGCCAUGGCCUUUUAGCCAUACUGUCACAUUCGUCCUCUACGAUCAGGCUCCAGCUGGUGAAACAGCUUGCAAUAUUAUAGAAAGCUUCGUACCCGACCCAACCUGGAAAAAUUUCCAAAGGCCAAGCAAAGAACCAGAUGCACUUGGAUUCGGAUUUCCUCGUUUUGUCUCUCACGAUGCUUUGAAGAAGAGGCAUUAUAUCAAAGAUGAUGUGAUGUUUAUCAAAGUCAAAGUGGAUAGCAGUAAAAUAAUAGCUGUAUGAAUGGAAAAAAAUAAAACUUUUGAAGGUGUUGAAUACCUUCUUUCUUGUAAAUUAAACAACUUUUGUAACUGUGUUAAAAAUUCUAGAAUUGAUACAAUCAGAAACUUUUAAUAUGUGUAUAAACUUUGAAAUUUUAUAACAAUCGCCGGAGAGAAGUGGUUUAAAUAUCUGAAUGGAAAUCAAUAUUUUUGAGCUAAGUGCAAAAAAUUUAAAGUUUUCAUCUAACAUUGUUAGAUAUUGUAUUGAUCAAUAUCUUACUUUUGCCCUCUUUUUUUUUACCUUUAGAAGUACACUUUUCUGUAGUCAUUUUAUAGGUGAUUUAAGAUUUAAUUAAUAUUUUGAGCUCAAAAUAAGAAUUUUUCAAACUGCUUAUAGUGCAUGAACAAAACUUCGAUAUAUUUCAAUAAAAUUGCAUCUAACAUAACUCUAUCCUGUUAUGCAUCCGGUAAUUGCUUAAUCAACUUCUUUUAUUCAGUAUUUUAUAAAAAAUCUUAAAAACCUUAACUGCUGAAAUUGCAUCUUCUGCACUACUUGAACGUAGCUAAUGAAAGUUGUUCAGAGUAUCAGUUACUUUGUUUAUAAUUUGUUAUCCAUAAAUGCAGUUUUAGAUGUCUAUUGUUAUUAUUAGCUAAUUAUAUUAUUUCUAUAAUUUGUUAAUGUGCUAUUACUUUUAUAGUGUAAUUUAAUGAAAUAAUUCUCUGUUUUGGAAUUCAUUUCAUAAUGAAAGCUUUAUUUCUACUUAAAACCUUUUAUAUUCUGUUGCUAAAUUCUAUUUUUUAUUUAUUUAUUUCUGUUAGAAAUUUUGAUUUCUAUGUUUUCCUUAUUUUUACAUUAAUAAAAUAUAAACAGAGUUUCAAAAGUUAGAUGUUAAUAUUUCAUUCAAAUUCUGAUGCUCUAACUGGUUGCUAUGUAAUGUAAAAGAUUCCAAUGCGUUAGGUGAUAUGUAUUUGUAAAUGUGGUCAUGGUGAUAAUUAAUAUACAGUUUUGGUCCUUAACUUUAUUCAUUAUUUAAUGCUCAAAUCAUUUUUAAAUAAGUGUCCAUUUUCAAUGAAAGCUCAUCUCAAUCAUUCAUUGAAAUAUAUGUCUGUAUUUUGUUUUUAAGAUUUAAAUAGGUUUUGUUUUCCAACAAACGGAAAAUGCAACAAUAUAUCAAUAGUUAGGUAUUUUUUAAAUUAGUUUAUGUUAUAAUUGUCAUUUUAUACUUUUUUGCUUAUUACAGAAUUUUGACAUUUAAAUAUAUGUCAUCUUUUUUGUAUAUUACACAUAUCACCUCUAACUAUGUAUAUAAAAUUAAUUACUAUUGGUUUUGACAGGUUUACAUUUUUGUAUUUCUGUAUAAUGUACAGAUGAAUUUUUUAUAGUAACUUCUCACUUAAUUUUUCUAUUAUGUAUGUAUAUUUCUGUGUUAUAACGGUAUUUAGUCAUUUUCAUACUGUUUUGUGUUUAAAUUCUCCUUGAUGUACAAAUGAGUCCUUGAAGUUGCUUUUUAUUGGAAGACCAGUGUAAACUAGUCAUUAACUCAAAAUGUAGCAAUUAGAAAAAAUAAAUUGUGAAAUCAAAA
Molecule: messenger RNA, 3090 nt
Organism: Stegodyphus dumicola
Lineage: Eukaryota; Metazoa; Arthropoda; Arachnida; Araneae; Eresidae
Gene: Traf4
Product: TNF receptor associated factor 4
Biological process (GO): signal transduction; regulation of apoptotic process; regulation of canonical NF-kappaB signal transduction
Cellular component (GO): plasma membrane signaling receptor complex
Molecular function (GO): zinc ion binding; tumor necrosis factor receptor binding; ubiquitin protein ligase binding
Source: RefSeq, a predicted model, not a curated record